Molecule: messenger RNA, 405 nt
Organism: Purpureocillium lilacinum
Lineage: Eukaryota; Fungi; Ascomycota; Sordariomycetes; Hypocreales; Ophiocordycipitaceae
Source: RefSeq, a predicted model, not a curated record
AUGACGAGGAAAGAAAAAAUCAUCACGAGCUUUCUGCCGGCCUCUGUGCUGUGCUGGAGCGAGUGGUCCGAGAUGUCGGUUCCCGUCGAUGCCACGUCCGCCACCCCGACCCGAGCAUUCUCUCCGCACUCGCGACGGUUGCAGAGUCACGUCACCAAAACACCCGCACCGUCCCGUCUUCGUUGUUUCCCAAGCACGGUGGGAGCAGAUUCCCAGUUGAGCGAGAUUGUCUGCUGUAGGUCUCACAACAGGGGCAGGGGCCAUUGUGAGCAGCCGUAUUUGGGUAUGGUGGGUUCGAGGGGCAAGGGUUCCAUGGCCAGAAGCGGGCAGCCAGCACCCCAACAUAGUUGGAGCAUCAAAAGCGUAGCACGGUUCAUCAAGGUGAGUGACGCUGAAUGCUGGUGA